Molecule: messenger RNA, 2959 nt
Organism: Condylura cristata (star-nosed mole)
Lineage: Eukaryota; Metazoa; Chordata; Mammalia; Eulipotyphla; Talpidae
Gene: NKAPL
Product: NFKB activating protein-like
Exons: 1
Coding region: 28-1242 (404 amino acids)
Biological process (GO): regulation of gene expression
Cellular component (GO): nucleus
Molecular function (GO): chromatin binding
Source: RefSeq, a predicted model, not a curated record
CGUCGCUGGCGGCCGAGAGCGCCGUUUAUGGCACCGGUGUCGGGGUCCCGUUACCCCGGGGACGCCCCGGGCUCCCGGAGACGGCGGCACAGCUCGUCGGGGAGCCCGCCGUUCGCGCAGGCGACGCACUGCCCUGGCGACGGCCGUUCCCGCUCUCCCUCCCGCGGCCGCGAGGGCCUCCGGCGGCCGUGGGCUGGGUCGGGCCCCGCCGCCCCUUACCCGCUGGGCUGCGCGGGGUCUCGAGAGCGGCCGCCUGGGCCCCGCAACCACGCCGUCUCGUCCCCUUCGCUCUACCACGGCGGGCACCGCUACCCUCACCACCACCGCCAUGCGGGCGACCGCCAGUGGGCGGAAGACUGUGAGAAGGAGACGCAGGAGAGCUUCAGGCAGCGGAGGCUGAGGGAGAGAGAACGGAUCGGGGAGCUGGGGGCUCCUGAGGUGUGGGGGCUGUCCCCAAAGUUUCCCGAGCCGGAUUCUGAUGAGCACACUCCCGAUGGAGAGGCCAAGACUCCCAAGAGCAGCAGCUCAGAGUCCAGCUCAGAAGGAAGAAGGAAGAAGACUAGUCGCCCAAAAAACAAGAAGAAACGAAAGAGAAAGUCCAAGAGAAAGCACAGGAGGUACUCUGAUAAUAGUGACAGUAACUCGGACUCGGACACCGACAGCAGCUCCAGUGAGGACCGGAAGAGAGCCAAGAAAGCCAAGAAGAAAGAGAAGAAAAAGAAGCACAGAGCCAAAAAGCCCAAGAAAAAGAAGAGUAAGAAAACAAAGAAAGAAUCGAGUGACUUGAGCAAUAGGGAUUCGGAAGGGGAGUUGCCAGAAGAUACCUGGAUGAAGCGGCUUAAGAUCGCAGAUGCCACGGACCUAAUAGGGCCGGAAGCACCUGUCACACACGCGUGCCAAGAUGAGAAGCCUCUGAACUACGGUCAUGCGCUGCUCCCAGGAGAAGGAGCAGCGAUGGCCGAGUACGUCAAAGCUGGAAAGCGUAUUCCACGACGCGGGGAGAUCGGGCUCACCAGCGAAGAGAUUGCUUCAUUCGAGUGCUCAGGUUAUGUUAUGAGUGGUAGCAGGCAUCGCAGAAUGGAGGCGGUCCGGCUGCGCAAAGAGAACCAGAUCUACAGCGCUGAUGAGAAGAGAGCGCUCGCGUCCUUCAACCAGGAAGAACGACGGAAGAGAGAGAAUAAGAUCCUGGCCAGUUUCCGAGAGAUGGUGUGCAGAAAGACAAAAGGGAAAGAGGACAAAUAGGGUUUUCACCCUGCAGUACGACUUAACAGUUUCCCUGGCCCGGCAUAGUGUUUCAAAGGCUGUGUAGUCUGUUGUACCUACUUCUGUUAAUAAGUCCCUGAAGAAAAAACUGCUUCAUGAGAUAUCUUUAGAAAAAACUUCUUUGGUUAUUUUUUUACCUUGAAGGAGUAUUUGCACAUAGUUUUCAAAACAUUCAGACUACAAGAGAGUCUGUGUAUAGAAAGAGUCUUUCAGCCUAAUCUCUGGUUCUCCCCAAAGCAAUACCUUUUUUGCUGUCUUCUCUAUCCCUCAUAGUUUUUUAGCAUAUGCAAGAUAAAACUUGGGGUUGCUAUCUACCCCAAGUGUUUCUGUGUUUUGUUUGUUAUUUAAUUCCUCUUGCCCUGACUUUUCUCUUUGGCCUCAUGAAGCCUCAGGGAGGAGUAAAGAACCCCAGAAAAAAACAGAGGGUUCAGUUGAGUAUGUGCUUCUGGAAUCUGCCUGGAGUGAAGAUGGCUUGGCUUCUGUACUGCGAAGUCCCGCAGGACAGGUUUGCUGUCGGCCUGUAGUUUAUUUUUCACGUUCAGCUGCUUCUUCAGGCUGGUUUCCCUUGAGUAGCAAAAGGUCUGCCAAAGCGCCCGAGUUAGAUUUGUAUUUCCUGGUCCGCUGCUGAAGAGAACAGGACUGUCUUAGAGUCCUGACGACCCCGAGAGUCUGCUGAAGGUGAGGGGUGGGGUUCUAGAAUCCGGCUGGGCGGUGUUAUGUGAAAGGGGACUUCACUUGAACCUGAGGCUUAAUGUGUUGAUACACGAGACCACACUAGCUUGAGAUUUUCCUCCAAAAGGAUUGUAGACUGGUGGAAGCCAGCUUGUUACAAGUUUCAGUGUCCAUUUUACAGAAUCAGACCAUGCAACAUACAAAUACCUGUACCUUUUUUACACUUAACAUUACAUCUUGGAGAUUUUUUUUAUCAAUACAUUUAAAACUACCUCGUUCUUUCAAGUGAUCUUAUAGUGGCCUAUUGUGUGGAAGUAUAUUUUAUUGACUAAAAUGUUUAUUUUGUUCUUACACAAUAGUGUAGUGAAAAACCUGUGUGUUAUCUAUAGCAUAUCUAGAAGUAAUAUUACUGGAUCAACAAGGAUCCUAUGGAACAUCUAAAAAUGAUCACCUGGCCGUGGAAUUACUGGAUCAAAAGGAAAAAAUGCACUAGGUGGUUACUUUGUGCUAGGAACAAAGUUCUGUAUUAGGGGGAAGCCAAGGAACAAGUUAGAUUUGAUAACUGUCAUCAGAUGUUUUACAUUCUAGGGGGAGACAGACUUUAAAAAGUUAACAUACGCACAUAUAAUUUCCUGGCUUGCCGAGAAGAAAAUAAGCGGCUGGAGGCAGUGUGUGGGGGACGUUGUUGCCAGAGUGGAGAGGCAAGGCUGAGGAUGUCCUGCUUACGCUGCCCAACGGCAUUUUAACAGUAUUGCAGCAAUGCCUUCCAGAGCGGAUGUGAGUUCACAGACCCACCUGUACCUCCCCCAGUACUGUACUUUUAAACCUUUUGACCUUUGCCGAUCUACUAGGUGAAAGUGGCGUUUUAAAAAAUGUCCAUUUCUGUAAGAGUAAAGUUGAGCAUGUUUUCAAGUAUAUGUCUUGCUUUUUUUCCUGGUGAAUUCUCGACAUCAUAACCUUUGUCCAUUUGUGUCCACCCUGUUCUCAUUGCUCAUACACAUUCUUCAAAUAAUAAACCCUUUAU